CAACAAGUGGCGCAGAAAUUUUUGGGCCAAGUUAACAUAAUGAACGCGACCGAAAAAAAUGACAUCAAUUUGAUGAUUGGAAUUUUGAAAUUGAUGGACGAUUGCGAAAAUGUGUUAAAAUUUAUAGGCACACUUCAAGAUAGUGGUUCACUAUAUAUGAUUACUCAAUGGUGUGAAAAUGGCAAUCUCGAGGACUAUCUUAGAAGCGCUCCUGCAAACUUGGAUUGGUCCAUAAAACUUAAAAUAGCCACCGGAAUUGCCAAUGGACUUGUCUUUUGUCACGAUCGAGAAGUACUCCACCACGACUUGAGAAGUCAUAACAUACUACUCGAUGACAGAUUAUGUCCAAAACUUUCCGGGUUUCAGCUGAGCAGGUUUCAAAUAGCUUCGUCAAAGAAUCGGAGAUCCGAACAUUUGGGAUAUUAUCCACCAGAAAAGUUCGCUGACAUCGAACAGCCAUAUAGGGCCCCCGGUGAUGUAUACAGUUUUGGAGUACUUCUAUGGGAAAUCGCAUAUCAGGAAAAACCGAUGAAGGAUAAAUCGCCCAAGGAUAUCAUACAGCUCGUUUCGGACGGUGGCCGUCCAGAAAGCACUAAAAAGAUUGAGAUCAUAGAGGGAUACGAGAAAAUAAUGAAAAAGGCGUGGAGUCAAGAACCGAACAAGCGUCCAAAAGCUGAUAAAGUAUACGAGAAGCUGUUGAAAUUGUCCAAUGAGCGUGGGUUAACCUCCCCAACCAUACACCCGUCAACUAAAUCACCUUGCGAAAACUCGGCAUCUGAGCUGCCAUGUUUGGGUGAAGGCGUACCAGACAUAGAAGAAAUUAAGCAAUUGCAUAGAGCUGGAAGAUACGAAGAGGCCUUUGCUAAAUUCACCAAGCUGGCCGAAUCUGGCAAUGCUGAGGCCUUUCACUAUAUAGGACUGUGUUACGGAAAGGGACUUUGUGUUGAAGCAAACGAAGCCACUGCCAUAGAUGAUUAUGGAGAAGCUGCUGAUCGAGGCCAUGUCGAGUUAGUUUAUAAGUACUCCGAACUUGGCUUGCAUCGCUUGUACAAGUACGUGGAAAAAGCUGUGAAAUACUAUGCCCUUCUCCCCAGUUUCGUAAAACGCCAAAUCAUAGAUAAUGGCUUGUUCAGAUCAUAUAGUGGCUUGUUCAGAUCAUAUAGUGGCUUGUUCAGAUCAGAUAGUGGCUCUCUCCGCAAUAGUCUACGUCCGAAUAUUCCAUUCUCAGGCUCUGUAUUAGGAAAAGAUCUUUCAAUCGACGAAAAACAGGCUAGAUUGGAAUUAUUUUUAAGGGAAUACGUUUUAGAAGUAGACUAUGUCUUCGAAGAUGAAAAGGCUGUGAAGGGUGUUGGUGAGAAGGAUACAAACGUUUGA
Paraglomus brasilianum is the source of this 1374-nucleotide messenger RNA. The record is from the annotation of a GenBank genome assembly. NCBI's taxonomy places the organism in Eukaryota, Fungi, Glomeromycota, Glomeromycetes, Paraglomerales, Paraglomeraceae.